Molecule: messenger RNA, 3703 nt
Organism: Grammomys surdaster
Lineage: Eukaryota; Metazoa; Chordata; Mammalia; Rodentia; Muridae
Gene: Hmg20a
Product: high mobility group 20A
Exons: 11
Coding region: 435-1475 (346 amino acids)
Biological process (GO): regulation of gene expression
Cellular component (GO): nucleus
Source: RefSeq, a predicted model, not a curated record
UUCUUUGAAAGUAUUGGGUAUAACAUUUCACGUCUCUCCUCACCGGAACAAUUUUCAGUGUUAUCACGAUAAAAGAAGUUACCUAUCUGGAGGUGACUAAGUGAAUAGGUAAAGAGUAAGAAAAGACACCAAAAUAAAGUACUGCGGAGGAAUUUCUGUCAAGCUGUGAGACGACGGAGUGAAGAGUGAAGGCGAUUGCGAGGGGCUGAGGGAAUUGUCCUCUGUGCAAGGGACUUUCAUUAGUCCCGCAGGCCCCUGCCUGCCCCUACCGUCAGCAGACAGUCUCUCAGUUGAACCCAGAUCUUCCUGACUCAGCUUGUCCUAAUCAACUUACCCCAGAAAUCUCGAGUCACUCUCCCAAGUGCUGGGAUUACAAGCAGCUGCCACGUCUGCCAACUUUGUACGUAGAUUCUCACUGUUGGGAGGGAAGGGAGAUGGAGAGCCUGAUGGCCAGCUCUACCCUGCCGCCCCUUUUUGCAGAUGAAGACGGCUCCAAGGAGAGCAGUGAUCUGGCUGCAACUGGGUUAACACACCCCGAGGGUCCAUAUGGCAGUGCAGCCACGUCAACGACCAACCCAGAGUUUGUGGAGGACCUCUCCCAAGGCCAGCUGCUCCAGAGUGAGUCUUCCAAUGCUGUAGAAGGCCAUGAGCAAAGGCCUGAGGACGAGCAAAGAAGUAAACGAGGCGGUUGGUCCAAAGGGAGAAAAAGGAAGAAACCUCUUCGAGACAGCAAUGCUCCCAAAUCCCCCCUUACAGGGUAUGUUCGGUUCAUGAAUGAGCGUAGAGAACAGCUUCGCGCAAAGAGACCCGAGGUCCCGUUUCCGGAGAUCACGAGGAUGCUGGGGAAUGAGUGGAGCAAGCUGCCUCCUGAGGAGAAACAGCGCUACCUUGAUGAAGCAGACAGAGAUAAGGAGCGAUACAUGAAAGAACUGGAACAGUAUCAGAAGACCGAGGCCUACAAGGUUUUCAGUAGGAAGACACAGGACCGCCAGAAAGGCAAAUCUCAUAGGCAAGAUGCAGCCCGACAGGCCACUCAUGAUCAUGAGAAAGAAACAGAGGUAAAGGAACGCUCUGUUUUUGACAUCCCUAUAUUUACCGAAGAGUUCCUGAACCACAGCAAAGCUCGUGAGGCAGAGCUCCGCCAGCUUCGGAAAUCCAACAUGGAGUUCGAAGAAAGGAACGCAGCCCUACAGAAGCAUGUGGAGAGCAUGCGCACAGCCGUGGAGAAGCUGGAGGUUGACGUGAUCCAGGAGCGGAGCCGGAACACUGUCCUCCAGCAGCACCUGGAAACCCUGCGACAGAUGCUGACCAGCAGCUUUGCCAGCAUGCCCUUGCCUGGAAGUGGAGAAAUACCAACAGUGGACACCAUCGACUCAUACAUGAACAGAUUGCACAGUAUAAUUUUAGCUAAUCCCCAAGACAACGAGAACUUCAUAGCUACAGUCCGAGAGGUUGUGAACAGGCUUGAUCGUUAAGCACUGGAAGCUGUGUGAGGGAGCAACAAAGACGGAUGCGUGCACUCUGUGGGAACACCCUGUGUGCAGCUUUGAAAGUGUACAGCCCCUCACUCUCCUCCAAGUCUUCCUGGAGUCCUCUCAUUUCCAUUUCUGCUGAAGUGGAUCUGCAUACAUUCUUCUGACCAUGGUGACCUGAGACUGACAUUUCCUUCUCUCCACAGCAGAAAGGAAGAUGUCUCAUUGUUGCAAUCCCACUCCAGUUUUCUUUCCCAGAUGUCACUUCUUUAAAUGCCUCGGGGAGGAUGCUUUCCCUCACUCCCACCAUGUUACACAUCUCCAUUUUCUGACCUCUGGGUUUUGUUGCUCAGUGGGGCUUUGAAGGAGAAUUCUCAUUGGAUGGACCCAAUCUUCUCCAUCACUGCCCUGCUGUGACUCCAAAGAAGGGAGCUUCUUGUUGACAGUGCCCUGUGGAGCCAGGCACUGUUUCAUGCCCUGCAUGGUGCUCAGUGGGUGCCAGCCCCUCAGCAGGCUCUGUGAUUGCUGCCCUGAAGGACAAUGCCUCCUCCUUCCUUCCUGGUCCUGCCUGCUGAUCUCUGAGCAUUACUCCUGCUCAGACAUGGAGUCCCAGCCACAGCAAGGCUCGCCAGUCCCCAUCUGUGGGCAGUGUCCCGUGGAGCACUUCUACUGAGGAAAAGGUCAUUGGUAAAGAGGGAGGAGGAAAGUCAUGCACAUUUGGUGUUGGAAAGCAGCCCGACAUUUGGCUAAGUGGAAACCAGCAAUACCGUGCUCGGUGCACAGAUCCAUGCAUUAAGAUGAUGGGAACUUUUUUGGAAGUCUCUUGAGCUCACAAAAGGGCACAGUGGAAUCCGCUCGUGUUUCGCUUUCCUUUGUAGCCACCAAUCUAUGGAAUCUAUGUGGAAAAGACAGCUUCCUUCCCUCCCUCUCCUUACUGAGGAAUUUUAUUGUUGUUGUUUAACCACAAAAACAAACAGGUUCUGUUUCUCUCCUCAGGGUUGGUUUCCGGUUUUUGGGUUGGGUUUGGGCUUUGGUUUGGUUGUAGGUUUGGGGUUUGAUUUGGUUUUUUGUUUUUCUUUAAUGCUCCAGAGCAUAAGGAUAGAGGUGGCAGCUGAGGUCUUUGGAACCAAAGCAGAACAUGCUGAGCCCAUUAUCUAGGCACUAGGCCACCAAAGGCAGGGGAUGGCGUGUGCUCCCUCACAGUGUGCCCACAAGCCAGAGCCCCCAUGCUGUGGCUGCACCACCCUGUCUUCUCCGCACUGCGUGCUCUCCGGUGUGCUCUAUUAGAUCGUCCAAAGGGAGCAGCACUAGUAAGGAGAGCUGAGUGAACACGUGGAACUUCCAGCACUGAGACCCACAUACACUCACUUAGACCCCGUCAGCACUCACCGCUGCACAGCCAGCCAGCUCCACUGUCCCAGCUCCCCACCCUCAUCUGCUGAUUUUGCUUCUUAGAGUGCUUGCCUGCUAAGCCCAUGCUAGAACUCAUUGUCUGUGGCAGAAGGACACCCAAGCCAGUUCUGGGAGUUUGUCUGUCUUCAGCCAGAUGCUUCCUGUUCUUUCUUCCUUCCUCCUCAUACUGCUGUUUCUCUCUGUAUGCAGUUCCACGACGCUCCCAUAGCACUGAUCUUAACGGCCAGAUAAAGCUAUGGCUUGGUCCAAAGAUCACCAUUCUCCUCUUUACAGAUGUGAUACCUCAUCUCCUCUAGACACAUUUGCAUAGCCAGAAUUCAGGAGGAUAGCAAGAAGAUGGAAUCCUUGUCACAGCAAUAGCUUCCCUUAAAUACUGCCCCUCUCUCCCGGCAGCUCCACACCUGCCCCUAGUGGCUGGGAUUCAGUCAGGUUGUGUAGAGCUGGUCUGUUCGACCUUCUAUCACCUCAUGCUCAACACGGAGGAGGAGGUCAGGGUACAGCUGUCACAAGGAUUUAUUCCCCGGAAGGCUCAUCAUUGAUCCUGCACCUACAAGCUCUCCUCAAAAAGGAAGUGGUUACCAAUUCAGUGUUAUACAUUCCAUUCUUGCUUUUUGUUAAAAUACAGGAGCAGCUGGGGAAGGGAGAUGAGGGGCUUAUUUCUGACAAGUUUUAGAAAACGAAAUAUUGUGUACAUGUGUUUGGAACUGUUGAAUUGCCAGGCUUCUGUACAAGCAUUUUGUAAUUAAACUUUUGGAUUUUCUUUAAGAGGUUGAUGUGCUUGCUUGACAUUUGUCUCAUUAAAACUUUUCUGUGUUGAA